This is a messenger RNA of Caenorhabditis angaria, 3016 nucleotides long. The record is from the annotation of a GenBank genome assembly. Lineage: Eukaryota; Metazoa; Nematoda; Chromadorea; Rhabditida; Rhabditidae.
AUGAGUAUGCUAUUAUAUUAUUUCGCGAGCGCUGUCAAGUCAAUACAGUUUCACGUUGACGAUGACAUCAUUGACAAGCUCAAUUAUUAUUAUACGACAGCAAUUAUUACAGGUGAGAGAGUUUUGUGCAAAUUGAAAAGGGGGGAGUUGCAAUUUUCGGUGGUGAGGCGAAAAUUGAAAUAUUGGAACAGAACACAUGUUUUUCGUGGAGUAUAAUUAGACAAAAAAUGUGUAUCUAAUACAACACAUGUUUUUGAUUUCAUUUUUGAACAGAAUAAUGUUAGGAGAUAACGCAUUUUUGUAUGUGAAUUCAAAAAUCGUGAAUGUUUUAUGAGAACGCAGAAUUGUAGUUUGCAGAAUUCGAGUUCUGAAAAAAUUCAUCAUAGCUAGAUUUAUUAGCCUCAUUUUAUAGAGUUCCAGCUCAAUCCAAGCCAAUUUCAUAUUUUGGAAACAAAGAAAAUUAUUUUUCUAAACUGUGGAACGUUGACUGUAUAUGAAAGAGAUACAAUUUCUGAAAAUCUGAUACAAAUAAGAGAACAAAUUCAUAGAUCCUGAAUUUGUGGGCUGGGAAUAUAUUUUACUUAUAAAAAAAAUUAUCCAAAAUCUUUAUUUCAAUACAAAUCAUUACUUUAAAAAAUGUAUCUGAAAAAUAGACUCAAUGAAAUUCAGUAAUUCAAAAAUUAUAAAGCAAUAAUUUUACUUCUGAAUGUUUAUAUUAAUUUUAGAUUAACCUUCACUAGAAAUUUAGUAAGACAUAUCUGAUAAUUUUCACGAGGGGUUCUAGUCAUUUUCAAAAAACAAAUUCAUGAAUUACCAAUAAUAAACAUUUCCCAAACUCCCAACAUGUUUUUCCAGUAUUCGCAAUUCUGGUGUCUGCCAAACAAUAUGUAGGUUUUCCGAUUCAAUGUUGGGUGCCGGCAACAUUUACCGAGCCCAUGGAACAAUAUACGGAAAAUUAUUGUUGGGUGCAAAACACCUAUUUUCUACCGCUCCACGACUAUAUUCCUCAUAAUUAUGCGGAACGUGAAAAUCGUCAAAUCGGGUAUUAUCAAUGGGUUCCAUUUGUGUUAGCACUCGAAGCGCUACUUUUCUAUGUGCCGACUAUUGUUUGGAGGCUGCUCAGUUGGCAAUCCGGUAUGUUUUUUGUACUUUUGAUUGCAUUUUUACUAGAAAAAACAUCACACAUUUUUUCAUUUUCUGUAACAUAAAAUAAAAUUCAAAGAAGAAAAAAAAAACAAAUUAAUUUAUAAUAAUAAACAAAUAAAAACCAAUCAAAAAUGCAUUUGUUUUUCAUUUUUUUUCAAGCCGUAUAUAUAUAUAUAUAUUAUAAAUAAAACUUGGCUGAAAAACAAUCGACUUAUAGUGAGAAGGGGUCUUUUCUCCUCUCUCACCUCGAGGGAGUAUACAUUUUGUUUUUGUUGUUGUGAGAAAUGAGGAAAAAAUGGCAAUGAAUGGGGGAAUAUAUAGAGAGAUAAAAAUUUAAGAACAAGAACAAAACAUUUUAUUGGAAUAAGCUGGAAUAUUGAGAUCCAGUUUGUUUUGAAUUCUACGAAGCUUUUCAAACCUUAGGAAAAUAAAUUUGGAAUACAGAAAAAUCCAGAUAAUUUUCAACUUUCCCAAUUUUUUUUCCUGAAAUUCUAAAAACGCGAAUACGAUGAAUUCAAUUUUUCAAAAACCAAUUUGAAGCUCUUUCUUCAGCCAACAAGUUUCCAAAAAUACAUAUUCAAAAUAAUUUUCCAGGAAUUCAUGUUCAAUCAUUAGUUCAAAUGGCAUGCGAUUCUCGAUUGUUAGAUUUAGAAUCGCGAAAUCGAGCACUUCAGACAAUUGCGACAAAUGUCGAAGAAGCUCUACAUGUAAAACAUCAAGUGGUAAGCAAAAACUUUUUUCUCCCUAUUUCUACAAAAAAAACGGAAUUCCACAUACACACAGGAAAAUUCAAUUUGUAACACUCGAAAGAUACUCACUUUUUCUUCUAUGUGUUUUAUUUCACUUUUUUACAAAACACAGGGGUUUUCAGAUGUCUGGAAAUCGGCUGAAAUUGCUCAAUUUGAUCAUUUGCACACGAUCUUCUGGUGCUGCCGUCACAUUUUUAUACAUUUCCGUCAAAAUUUUGUAUACCGUAAAUAUUGUCGGACAGAUAUUUUUGCUCAACACAUUUUUGGGAAAUCGUAGCAAGUGGUAUGGAUUACAGGUAUGAACGUUCUUCUAGAUUUAUAAUGAAGAAAUCAAUCAUGAAAAUGUUUAGGUUUUGAACGAUUUGAUGAAUGGUAGAGAGUGGGAAGAAUCUGGUCAUUUUCCAAGAGUGACGUUAUGCGAUUUCGAAGUCAAAGUUCUUGGAAAUGUUCAUAGGCAUACAGUUCAAUGUGUACUCAUGAUCAAUAUGUUCAAUGAGAAAAUUUUCUUAUUUUUAUGGUAAUUUAUUUAUUUUUAGAUGAUGUGAAAUGAGUGAUUUUCAGGUUUUGGUAUUUCCUUUUGGCGGGAGCUACAGUCUGCUCGCUUUUCUACUGGAUCUACAUUUCAGUAGUUCCAAGCAGGUAAGAUUUGAGAAACCAUAUGUGGUAAAAAAAAUAUAUGAGGACCACCGACGAUGCUAAUUUAAAUGUUGAAGUACCACUCACAAAGUUUCCAAAAGACCACCCAAAAUGUUAAUACAAAUUUCGAGUUUUUUUUUCAUUCACAUCAACAAUCGGAGCAUGAAAAACCAUCCCCAUCUUUUCAAAAAAUCUCUAUUUUUUUAGACAACUCAACUUUGUUGGAAAAUAUUUGACGGGUAUUGAAGGAUACAAAAUGGUCGACUCACAAUCACUUCGUCGCUUUGUAUUCCAUUUCUUGCGACAGGUAGAUCAAAAGUUCACACGUAAAACUCAACAAAAACUCAUGAAUAAUUUUGUAGGAUGGUGUCUUCUUACUACGCAUGGUUGCCACCCACGCUGGUGAACUACCGUGUUACGAACUAGCGAAAACACUUUGGAAUAAUUAUUGCGAUAAUAAGGAGGGCAAAAUGCAUGACGUGUGA